UAGUUGUGGUUCAUCGGAUGGUAUAUCCACAAAUUUCGAGCGUGCGACACAGCAAUACACAUCAAAAAUUUGUCCAAGUACAAAACCCCAAACAAACCCACCACUCUCUCUCUCUCUCUCUCUCUCUCUCUCUCUCUAUACCAGAUCUCGCCGUCCAGCCGCCGGUGUAUUGUCGGCGGAAAUUCGAACCAGAGACUGCAGAUGGAGCGUGUGGAAAGAAUUUGGGGCUGUUUGGAACGCUAUUUUAAGCAAACGUAGCUGUGAGUUUGUAAUUCACUUAACCAGGGUGAAUUUGGCACUCCGAGAAAUCCGCUGGUAAAGUUGAGGACUCCAAAUUGCUUGAUUGAGUACUUGAACGCGAAAGAUAGUGGAAGGAAGCAAUCAGAGAUGUCUUUCCAGGGAUAUUGGAUGGAAAAGGGUCCUGGUUGUUUAACCGAUGGUGAGAUGGCCUAUGACAACUCCAGAAUUGAGCCAAAGCGCUCGCAUCAGUGGUUUAUGGAUGGUACCGAGGCUGAGCUAUUCCCCAUCAAGAAACAAGCAGUUGAGGUCCCAAGCCAGAAUUUAUUUUCAGGACUUCUAAAUUCAAAUGUUUCUUCUUGGGGAAAUCCUUCCAGUUUUCAGUCUACCACAGGCCAAUUUACUGAACGCUUGUUUGAGCCUGAAAAUGCAAGGACAGUCAAUGUUGAUGAUAGGAACUUUCCAUCACUUGGCAUGGGCAGCAUUAAUAUGGGAAGAAGGGUCAUUGAGGAUCCUUUUGGGAACGACUCCUCAUUUGGGUUGUCUAUAUCUCAUCCGCUGGAGGAUCCUAGAUUAGGUCUUAACUAUGGCGGGAUCAGAAAAGUUAAAGUCAGUGAGGUUAAGGACUCUGAGAAUUUCAUGCCAGGAUCCGUAGGACAUGCCUAUAACAGAGUAGAUAACAGUAAUGUAACAACGCCUCAUGCUUAUGGCAGGGCAGAUGACAAUACCAUAUCAAUGGGCCUGUCGUAUAACAGAGGCAAUGAGAGCAUUGUAUCAAUGGGCAACGCCUAUAACAGUACCAUGUUAACACCUCAUUCUUUUGCCAAGGCAGAUGACAAUUCCAUAUCAAUGGGCCUCUCAUUUAAUAGAGUCAAUGACAACUUCAUAUCAAUGGGAAACGCCUAUAACAGUACCAUGUUAACCCCUCAUGCUUUUGGCAAGGCAGAUGACAGGGUGGAUAAUAACUUCAUAUCGAUGAGCCAACCAUAUAGCAAAAGGGAUGACAACAGCAUAUCAUUGGGUCACCCCUAUAAGGAGAAUAAUAACGCCAUCUCAAUGGGUCAGCCUUUCAGCAAGGCUGUGGACAAUAUUACAAUUAUGGGUCAAACCUUCCACAGCGAUGAUGGCAAUGGCCUAUCAAUGGGCAACACUUUCAAGGACAAUGGUACCAUAUCAAUGGGUCAGCCUUUCAUUAAGAGUGAUGGCUCUAUCCCAUCCAUAGGUCAAACCUUCAACCAAGGUGACAGUAAUACAGUAUCAAUGGUUAACUCAUACACCAAGGUGGAUGAUAAUGCCAUAUCAAUUGGUCACACCUACAACAAAGUCGAAAACAACACCUUAUCUUUGGGUCACUCUUUCGGGAAGGGAGAAAGUAAUAUCAUAUCCUUUGGAGGCUUUCAGGACGAGGAUGAUAUAAACUCUUCAGAAAAGCUUAUAGGCACUUAUAACUUGAUGAUGGGUCAGUCUUCAGCACAAAGACAAGAAUCAUUGAGUGAGGAAGGUUUGGUUGAGUCAAAUGUUGAUGCCACUGCAAAUACCUCGAAGGUAACUUCCACCGCAGUUGAAAAUGUUUCUAAGGAGGAUAAGAAAGGGUCUAAAAAGCCUACUUCAAACAAUUUCCCUUCCAACGUUAGAAGUUUGCUUUCAACUGGUAUGCUGGAUGGGGUGCCCGUGAAGUAUAUUGCCUGGUCGCGGGAGAAGGAGGUACAUGGUAUUAUAAAAGGUUCUGGUUAUCUGUGUGGCUGUCAGGCAUGCAAUUAUUCUAAGGUGAUUAAUGCAUAUGAGUUCGAGCGUCAUGCUGGUUGUAAAACCAAACACCCAAAUAAUCACAUAUACUUCGAGAACGGGAAGACUGUGUAUGGCAUAGUUCAAGAGCUCAGGAGCACCCCUCAGACUCGGUUGUUUGAAGUUAUGCAGACGAUUACUGGAUCGCCAAUUAACCAGAAAUCAUUCCGAGUUUGGAAAGAUUCAUUCCUGGCUGCUUCUCGAGAACUUCAACGUAUAUAUGCGAAGGAUGAAGAGAAACAGUUGUCGUAAAGUUGCCUUGUUCUAAUAUAAAGGACCGGAUUACUAAGGUCUCUUCUAGCAAAUGCAGCCGCAGGGCUCUUGGAGUAUCGAGCAAAAGGCUUAUUUUGUGCUCAUACGUUUUGGUGGGAAGAUGUAAAAAAAGUUUGGGUGAUGAAUAGAUGUAAAUUAGGCAUAAGAAGCUUUCGCAUCAUGUUCUCAUUGCCCUAUUGCAGGUAACCAAACAGUGAGUAAUAUUAACAACCCAAUUAAGUACAUGUUCCCAAUACUGAGUCCAGUUUUUGUUAUUAUUUACCUCGUGUGCUUUUAUCA
Molecule: messenger RNA, 2574 nt
Organism: Rhododendron vialii
Lineage: Eukaryota; Viridiplantae; Streptophyta; Magnoliopsida; Ericales; Ericaceae
Exons: 7
Coding region: 388-2274 (628 amino acids)
Source: RefSeq, a predicted model, not a curated record